This is a messenger RNA of Knipowitschia caucasica, 663 nucleotides long. The record is from the annotation of a GenBank genome assembly. NCBI's taxonomy places the organism in Eukaryota, Metazoa, Chordata, Actinopteri, Gobiiformes, Gobiidae.
AUGAUCUCAUCUGUUAGCAAUGAGGCGAUCAACCCGGUGUCAGAGGUGCUCUCUGGUCCGACUCUACCCCUCUCCCAUGCGCUCACCAUGACGCCGGCUCAGUGCUGCCCCCUAUUACCCCUCCUCCUCCUCCUCUUCAUUACUUCUCUCCCCCUCUCCCACUGCUUCCUCAGCCCCGAGCCGGAGCCGGAGAGCCUGCCGGAGGAAUGGCUGCUCCUCCACGUGGUCCAGGGCCAAGUCGGAGCCGGGAACUACAGCUACCUGCGGCUGAACCACGACGGGCGCAUCGUGCUGCACAUGCGCAGCCUCCGCGGAGACGCCGACCUCUAUGUGUCGGACAAAACCCUGCGUCCGAGCUUCGACACUUACAGGCUACAGUCGGUUACAUGCGGCCAGGACGUGGUGGUGGUCCCUGGGGAUUUCGCCAGACCUGUGGGGAUCGGCAUCUACGGCCACCCCUCGUACCAGGAGAGCGAGUUCGAAAUGAGGGUGUUUCUGGACGAUACCGUGCGGCGGGAUCCGUUUGAAGACGCGGCGGCGGAGAGCGAACAGAGUCAGAAAAAAGCGCAGUCGACCUCCACUGACGAUUUCCAAGAGGAGGAGUCUAUAUUCUGGACAAUCCUCAUAGGACUGCUUAAGAUUAUAGUGGAAAUACUGGUAUGA